CGUAGAAGGUUUCCUAUAGGUUAAAACAGGCAGUGUGUGUUACAAUGAGGAAAAGGGAGUCGCGAAAUAAAAUGAAUGUGUAAAUAAAGUCAAUCUGAUUUCGUGGAGACAUGAGGUUUACUGUGUACGCGUUUUUCGGCUUUGCUCUUGGGGUUUUGCUCGUGGGGUUGCGGGAACUGUUGUUUGGUUUCGAGGAGAACAGAUGUAGCAUGACAUACAUGUUCGAGUACCCAGAAUACCGACGCGUGCCGCUUCCGCGCCGUGUCGCGCGCCAGUAUCCAUCAUACGGACUGUAUCUUUAUGGAGAGGGCGCAUAUGCUCUGGAGACCAAAGGACUCAAACUUACUGGCGCUCCUGUUCUUUUCCUGCCUGGCAAUGCAGGGAGCUACAAGCAAGCACGUUCUCUGGGUUCUGUGGCAUUAAGAAAGGCUGAGGACUUGGAGGGACCGAUCCACAUGAACGUCUUCACCAUUGAUUUUAAUGAGGAGUUGGUGGCUCUGUACGGGGGCAGCUUACGCAGACAGACUCACUUUCUUCAUGAAAGCAUUAAAGCCAUCUUGCGCCUUUACAAGGACCAGCCUGACCCCCCAACAAGUGUGGUUUUGGUUGGUCACUCCAUGGGUGGGAUUGUAGCGAGAGCAUUGUUCACCCUGCCACGCUUCAACCCACAACUGGUCAGCCUUAUUAUCACCCAGGCUUCACCUCAUCAGGCACCUGUGUUGUCUCUGGAUCCUUAUAUACUGGAGUUUUAUUCUAGUGUCAGUAAGCGCUGGGCCACAGGUGCUGAAGAAUUUCGGAAUGUAACUGUUCUGUCUGUUGGUGGGGGUUAUCGUGACUACCAGGUACGCUCAGGUUUGACUGCGCUAUCCUGCCCCAUUGAUGACCUCAAUAAAAAGUCUCUAGUGGUGACUGCAGUUCCUAGGACCUGGGUUUCCACAGAUCAUCUCUCCAUUGUAUGGUGCAAAGAGCUGGUUCUUGCCACGGUCAGGUCAUUCUUUGAUCUUAUUGAACCAGAAACAGGACGGUUUACAGAGAAUCCACAGAAGCGAAUGUCCGUGCUAAACUAUCACUUCAUUAGACACCCGGUACAGCAGCCUGGCGAAAGACAACAAGCUCCUGUCACUUUCUCAGCUCCUCCAGAGGCAUGGAAGGAGGUCAACACGCUCCGUCUGUUUUAUAGUGCUCCCAAGGAAGCUCAAGCAAAGUACUUCAUGUUUGCUCUUUCCAGUCGAAGGAAAGCUUACAGUCAUUUUCACUGCCGCAGUAAUAAUCUGGAAAUGUCCAGUUGGCUGUACGGCUGCACCCACAUUAGUGGCUCAAGUUGUGUGCGGGCAGUAGAUUUGUCAUCCGGGACAGAACUUAUUCCAGCCUAUAAGGCUAUUACAGUGAAAAUCAGUGCACUCUCUCAUAUCUCUCAUCUCAUCAUUGAUGCCUCUAACCUCAAUGGAGAGCAGUUUGUAGUGGAGUGUGAGCUGCAGAGAGAAGAGAGCUUUACUGUGUCGGUGCAGCUGCCCCAUGUGCUGUCCUUUGGUUUGACUGUCAGUGACAUUAGCAUUAACUCAUCUGGACUACUCCAUACACUGCAGCUACAAGACUUUCAUCAGGUUUAUCAGGCAUUCAGAAUCACAGUCAUGAGUCACUGCAAGUCAACUAAAGACAGACUGCCAAGCGUGUACAGGUUGAAGGUGCCUUGGUUUCGUGAAGAUUCCUUUACCACAGCAAGUAUUCCAUCGGUAUCUGAGAUCUACGGUAUGCUUCACACCAGCCGCCCAGACAGCAACUCCAGUGCCGUUCUGCAGCUCCACACUGCCCCCAACUGCCAGUAUAAGGUUUCUAUUAGGACUUCUGUUCCCAAAGUGCUUGGGCAGAUCCUGCGUUUCUGUGGCCCGACGCUCCCUGUAUAUACAGCUAUAGCACUUCUCCUCAUGAUCAGGGCUCAGCUGAGCUCUUUGAAAAGAUCAGGACAUCCAGUUGGAAUGCAAGAGGCGAUGAGUAAAUCAUUACAGCUCCACAUACUGGAACUGCCUGUUUUACUGUUGAUACUGCUACUCAGACAAAGUUGGUGUCAGGAUGUCUGGUCCUCAUUGGGUCUCCCACUAGUGGAUACUCUUCCGAUAUACCCUAUAGAGGACUUAUCUCAAGAUUCAAAUCCACUUGCACAGGAAUGGCCCCGGCUGGUGUCCCCGCUGCUCUGUGUGCUGGGUGCAGUCAUUGCAUUCUGGGGAAGCACGGUCCUUAGAGUUUUUGUCCGUUUCCUGUCCUUUGUGCUUGCUCCACUGCACAGACCUUCAGUGUCUCGGGACUGUGGCACCUUUCGUCUUCGCACUCAAAUUCUUCUGAUGGUGUCUUUGAGUGCGCUGGGUGGCGUCACUUGUGGAGCUUUGGCUCUAUUGGUCUCCACUCUCCUACAUCUCUAUAGGGUGCUUAGAUUACAGAUGACAGAGAGAUCGCUGAGCCAUGUACUGAAUCUGGCCCCUCAGAAGGCAUCACAAAACUCAGAGAAUGGUUUUAAUGGUGCCGAUUGUCACAGUAAAAAUAAAGAAUGUAAUGGCACACAACUACUGUCAGAAUCCAUGCUGGAAGAUGUAAGAGAUGAUUUGGAGCUUCACCUUAGCCUGUCAACACUGCUGACCCUUCCCAUGAUGCUCAGCGCACCUUCCCUUAUCCAUUGGAAUCGCAAUCUUAGAUAUUGGAUCCAUCUGGAUCCUGACCCCUGCUGGCCUCACACGCUCCCCCUGCUCAUCAGCACUAUUUUGCUGGUCAACUGUAACACACAAACACUCAUCCGGAGCAGACUGAUGCUGAAGCUGAUGGUCCGUCUGCUGCUUCCGCUUUGUGUGGGCAUGCUGGCUUUCUGCCCUCUGCACAUUUACCGGGUCACUCACUUUUUGUCUGCUGCGCUGACCCUUUUGGUCUGUUCAUGUUACUUUUGACCUCCUCACAAACCGUAGAUUAGAACCAGACCAAGAAUUUGUGAAUAGCCAGACAGCCUUAGAACCAUGUGUGCAUUCAGCGGGAUCAAAUGGACGGGUGACAUCACUGGACCAGCACAUCCAGCGUCGUGUGAUUUGUUGUACGUCGUCAUUUGUAGCCUCUGUACAGGGUAUUUAAUUUUUUUUUUUAAGCUGGUGCAUAUUGCGGAUUGUAUUUAUGGACAAAAUUUGUUCAUUACUGCUAAUUUCCCAGACGUGUUAAGCCUAUAGUCCUGAACUAAAAUAUUACUAGUGUUCAUCGAUAGCUAUUUUAGUGUAAGAUUACAUUUAAUGCAUGUAUGGGGAAUUAGCUGGUAAUGUAAAUACUGUAUGUGACUGUGUGUGCAGUCAGAGAUGGGGAAGAAGGGUUUGAAAAUCCAAAAUCCAUGAGAUUUAGUACUGAUGUUUAAAGUCAACAUGAAACCAUAAUUAACCCCAUGGUUUCGCAUAUUGAGAUUCUCUCAGAACAGAAAUUGUGACCUUGUGGUUGUCAGUGGAGUUUAAGGGGAACCACAAUUGACCGCAAACUCAUUUCGAUCUGGCUGUAGUGUUCAUAAACACGCACUAUUUAUGAUUCAACUAUUUCCUGAUGGAUAAGAUAGAUUUAGUUUUGUUCUGAAAUAAUGUAUGUAACAUUACUAAAAUAUAAAGGGUUGUUAUUGUUUCAUGUUGAUCUUUAAGAGUAUGAAAACCGCUUUGAAUGUUUGUUUAGCUAUUUUGCAGUUGACAUGGCUGGCUACAUCACUCUGCUUGUUUAAUUUUCAAUGUGUCAUUUUUGCCUUAAACCAUUUAGCCCUGAAUGCCCAAACUUUUUAUUAGACAGAUCCAUUCAUGUACCCCGAUUGCAUUUAGCCAAAACUGUAAGGCAACAUCUCGAAAUGUUAUCAUAGGUUUUGUGCACACACAAAAAAGUGUAUUGAAGCAGGAGCAAUAUGAUGAUUUUUGCGCAAUAAUUGAUGUUAAAAAUUCACGUAAUAGUGAAGUCUCAUAAAAUGAGGCUAAGAAUCACUGCCACAAUCACAGUAGCCACGUGAUCAUUGCUGUCUGCACAGAUCUCAACUUUCCUUGUGUGUGUCUGUAUCUUCAUAUGCUUCUCCGCAGCAUCAGUCUGCUUCCUCGUCUGAUGUGAUGUAAAUUGUCAUUGUGAAUCAAAUGAAGGAAUUGUGCCUUUCUUGUAAUAUGCCCCUGCUUCUUGUUAGUGAAAUCUUAUAUUUAAAACAGAAAAGAUUUAGCCGUGUCCCCUCACACAGACUGUAAAAAAACACUUGUAUGACACAGGCUUGUGUCAAUUGCACUGUGACUAUGUGCGUGCGUGCGUGUGUGCAUAUCUAUUUAAGAAGAAUUCUCAAAUUCUUCGCGAAUGAAAUUGAUGGGUGAGGUGUAUUAUUGUGUGAUGUAAUUUUGCUCAGCAUUGUUCUUAAGUAGAGCAUUAUUGUGGUGAAAAAAUGCUGCAUUUUCCUCUCAAAAUGAUUAUGAUUGUUGUCGUUGGUGUUCACUGUGAUGUGCCACAAUAUUUGGAAGCCAGGAUCUUAUGUCUGCUGAUCCAGGACCAGGCAAUGUUCAUGUAAAGAUAAACUGAAGUCGAACAGCAGCUCUUUAACCCUCUUUCACCUUGCAGCAAUGACAGCAAUGUUUGUAGUAAUGCUAGCAAGGCUCUUGCUUUGAGAAAUGUUAAAGAAAACUUUUAAAUGGA
Messenger RNA from Paramisgurnus dabryanus, 4665 nucleotides. Lineage: Eukaryota; Metazoa; Chordata; Actinopteri; Cypriniformes; Cobitidae. The record is from RefSeq and is a predicted model, not a curated record.